UAUAAUGAACGAUAUCGCCACAGUUUUAAGUCUUAAUCGAUACAACGCCAUUUCUUCGAAUAAAAAAGAUACCGGGCUUUAUUUACACACGUUUUGCUGGCUGUUCCGACAUAGUCGACAAAAUGUAUUUACAGCUUCAAUCCAAAAGUAGAUUUCUCGACCUUCAUUUAACCAGCGGCUUACAUGACUGGGACAUGAACGAAGAAAUAAAGUUAACGACGACGACUGACCAGUUUUACCACGAUGACAAGCGGACUGACCAGUAUCUGGCGCAGUGGCACUACGCGAGAAUCUCCAGAAGAUCAUUACCGGCCGAAGCUCACAGGAGUUUCCUGCUCCCGCUCAGCGCCAGAGAGCCUGAAAUACAACCUAAUCUGUGGUUGAUGGUGAAUCCCAGUUUAGCCUGCCCCAUAAAAUACCCUAUUAAUCACCUCAAAGCCCCAACACCCCCAAAACCAACAGCACUUUCCACAAUGCCAAGAACCACCACACCUGUUCUGGAACAAAGUGUGCGGCCAGUGAUCCUGCCUGAUGAGACCUGCCUGAAUGAGUCAGUGCACGACACCUCCCUCUCCAGCGAGUAUCAGUUCACAGAUGAAGAUGACGCCUCCUCUGUAGACGUGCCUGUUUGUCGUAAGGUGAAGGGUGCUCGGAAGGGGAGGACGCCCAAAGCGUCCACUCGCAAACUGGGUCUGACGCAGAACCGAAGGCUUCAGAGAGCGCUGCAGGACAGCAUCAACCUGAAGAACGGCGGAUGGCCUCGGCCACCUGUUAACUACUGCAUCCUCAUCGCCAUGGCCCUCAGCAGCAGCCGUAACGGCAGUCUUAACGUACAGCAGAUCUAUAACUUCACCAGAGAGCACUUUCCCUUUUUCCUUACAGCUCCAGAUGGGUGGAAAAACACAAUCCGACAUAAUUUGUGUUUCAGCAACAGUUUUAAAAAGACCCCACAGCAGGUAUCUGGAGAUGGCAAGAGGAAGUCGUGUCUGUGGCAUCUCACUCUGGACGGCCGACAGAGACUGAGAGAUGAAAUUCACACACUUACAGGAGAUUCCUUCAGAAUGCUGAAGAGGAGCAUGAACUAUCCAGAUAUGAUUCAAGCGUUGUUAGAGCUGUAAUCUAACUUUGACCCCUGACAAAUGAGAUCAUCUGGCUGGACGGCAGGACCUGCCAUGAUAUAUUUUUCUUUAUGAAUUUGUGAAAUAUUAUCACCUUUCUCUUUAAUUUCAUUGUUAUUUAUGAAAUUUUCUUUUUGUGUGCCUGUUUCCUUUUUCCUCAAUGUACUCAUUGUGCCUUAUUAAAUAAACAAAUGCAUAUUA
Molecule: messenger RNA, 1319 nt
Organism: Megalobrama amblycephala (Wuchang bream)
Lineage: Eukaryota; Metazoa; Chordata; Actinopteri; Cypriniformes; Xenocyprididae
Gene: foxr1
Product: forkhead box R1
Exons: 6
Coding region: 123-1118 (331 amino acids)
Biological process (GO): regulation of DNA-templated transcription
Cellular component (GO): nucleus
Molecular function (GO): DNA-binding transcription factor activity; sequence-specific double-stranded DNA binding
Source: RefSeq, a predicted model, not a curated record